GUGCGUGGCGCGCGCUGGGGCUGUGGCCUGUACAAUAACAAACAACGUCAGCGUGAGAGGAGCGAGCGAGUGAGCAAGACAGAAGGCACGGAGGUGUUUUUGGGUCAAUGACUAUGAAGACGCGCAGAAAAUGGACAGCAAAUUCUUUUCAAUGAAAUAUGCACAGGCUCUGAAGAAUCUCAUCCGCAACGUAGAAGGGGACAGCUGGGUGCAGAGUGAAAGAACAAAAACAUUAUUUGAAGAAAUCAGAGCAUCCAUCAAAAACAAUGUGGACCAAGACCGGUCAUUCUGGAGGCCUGUGCUCCCAUGGGGUGGUGUUUAUACAAUUAAGGCAGGCCGAAAGGCUAUUUCUUGCACUCCCCUCUAUGUGAAGAUCAACCUCAAGAACACCUGCACUAUUGAUGGUUUCUUAAUGCUUUUAUAUGUGAUUCUGAGGGAGAAAGAGACCUUUCCAAGGGAGGUAGCCAUAUACUUGGGCAAGGAUUUUGUUGAACAUUUUCUCUACUUGAUGGAUUCCUAUGAUUAUACCACAGUGAAGUUGCUUUGGAUAUGGGAUAAAAUGGAGAAGCAGCAGUACAAGUCUCAGAUUCAUAAGGCAGCCUUGGAGAUUGACUUGUUUGGAAAUGAGCAUGAAAACUUUACAAAGAACCUGGAAAACCUUAUGUCCACCAUUCAGGAGAGCUUGUGUUCAAACUGGAAGUGUCCAGCACGCUUCCAGGAGUACAUGCAGAGAAUGAUAAAGAUUAACCCGCCACAUGAAAUACCUAAUGGUGACUUAAUUCAGACUGCAGUAGAUGAAUUCUUCUGCCCCAAAAUAGUGCUAUGUGAAGAAAUUGGGUGUGAUGGACAACGGGAGUUCUCCCAGAGGGUAUUUUGUCACGGUCCCCCACCAUUUGUGAUUUUAAACAUGCAGCUGUGGAAGUCUGAAGAGCUUGCAUAUGUUCCAUAUUACCUAGACUUGUCCGAUCACAGAUAUUCCCUGGAAGGAGCCACUUUGUUUAACAAGGAGGAGCAUCAUUACUCUGCAGCUUUCCAGAUCGAUGGCUACUGGAUGCACUAUGACGGUCUCAGAAAUGACAAUCUUAUUUUAUUAAACAAACCUCCACAAUUCUUGCUCCUUUCCUCACUGGUUUAUAUUCGGGCAACAGAAAACUGAGCUUUCAGCAAUGGGGUGAAAGAGAAAGCCACCUGGACUCACCAACUGGCUGGCUUUCGGCAUGCUUGGAAUCCAAGAAUAUGUACGGACUAUAAUAGUUCUUCAAGUGAAUCAGUCACAUGUCUUACUCGAACGUUAGCUUUCAGUGUUCUGCUAAUGAGAAUGAGCUGCCAGUCGGUUAAGGGUAGUCGGCACUACAUGGCCUGGUCAGUUUCAUUAUUUAACUUUUAUUUUUACUCUUCUUCAACCAUGCCAGGAUUUGUUUCAUUUCAGAUCUUACAGAAAUAUAAUGUUAUAUUUUUUAGCUUUUUAUUUCUGAUCAUCUUGCGUUUCUCGAUGCUGUGCAUUUUGUUUCCCAUUAAAAUCAUGACAGAUUGAUAUGAGAGAUUCUGUCCCCUUCUGCUAUUGCUUUGGCGUAGUGUUUUGGGGCGAUAACUUUGAAGAGGGCAGAUAAAAUCCGAAUUUCUCAAAAGUGGCAUUAUUACUUUAACAUUAGACCAGUCAAAAGUUCUGUAUUUUUGCAGUCUAAUGAUAUCAAGACGGUAAGAUAGUACACAAAUUUUAUGAGCAUACGAUGGCUUUGUGCUCAUAGUGGUUAAGAAGAGAAGAAUGGAUUUUUUUACACUCAACUAUGCAGUUAUGUAUAUAUUAUUGUUUUGUAAAAAAAAUGUCAAAAGUAUUUUUGUACUCAGCCAUUCUCUACAAUAAAUAAUGUCUUUUAUUUCAA
Molecule: messenger RNA, 1883 nt
Organism: Erpetoichthys calabaricus (reedfish)
Lineage: Eukaryota; Metazoa; Chordata; Cladistia; Polypteriformes; Polypteridae
Gene: dorip1
Product: chromosome 16 C14orf28 homolog
Exons: 5
Coding region: 131-1156 (341 amino acids)
Source: RefSeq, a predicted model, not a curated record